This is a messenger RNA of Penicillium subrubescens, 1018 nucleotides long. RefSeq names its product putative prefoldin subunit 1. NCBI's taxonomy places the organism in Eukaryota, Fungi, Ascomycota, Eurotiomycetes, Eurotiales, Aspergillaceae. Gene Ontology annotation, cellular component: cytoplasm; prefoldin complex. Gene Ontology annotation, molecular function: protein folding chaperone. Gene Ontology annotation, biological process: protein folding. The coding region runs from base 177 to 542 and encodes 121 amino acids. The record is from RefSeq and is a predicted model, not a curated record. The transcript is spliced from 3 exons.
CGAGACACGUUGAGAGCCAUUCCCAAACUAGUCGCUGCUCCGAUCACAGAUCACUUCGAUCCUGUCACUUUCAAAGAAAUCAUCGAUUGCCGGAUAUUCAAUCGAUUGACUAUCCCCUCGCCGACUCGCAAACUACCCCUCCCCUCCUUCGACAGCCAACCCCCACAUCCCCCAAAAUGUCCAUCCCCAACGAGGCCCUGCAGAAGAUCCUGCAAGAGAUUGAGACCCGUGCUAUUGCCUCGCAGCAGCAGAUUGGCGUCACCAAGGCCCAGAUCACCACCAAGCAGCGCGACAUCCGUAUGCUGCAGCUGACAUCGAAGGAGCUGGCUGAGUUGCCCUCGGAGACACCGGUGUACGAGGGGGUGGGAAAGAUGUUCGUCAACGUCCCCAUCGGCACCGUCAACAAGCGUCUCACUCGCGAGAGUGCGGAGGCCUCUUCCGAGAUCAACAACCUCGAGAAGAAGCUACACUACCACGAAACAACGUUCAAGAACAGCCGGGAGAACUUGGAGCAGAUUCUGAGCUCCGGAGGACGCGCUUGAUAAAGUUGUGAUGGGAUUAUAGAAGCGAUUAUGGCAUUGAGAGGACACGGCUAAGGAGAAGAUAUCCGCCCUGACGAUGGAUAUCGUCGGGGGCCCGGGAACCUUUCAGAAAGAGAGGUUCUCUGCAUUGGUGCUACCGGGCCAUAAAGGAACUGAUCGAAGCUUCCUCAGUCGGAUGAGGGGAAUGGCCCAGGUGGAAGUAGUGGAAAGCCGAAGGCUUCGUUCGAGGACGGAAGAAAUCUAGCCCAGGGCUGCCGAGUCCCUGGCCUGUCAGAUCUGUCCCUUGGUUUGUAUUACCGAGGAACUGCUCUGUUUACCGGCAAUUUGGAUACCCAGGAGUUUUAUGUGAAGAGUGGCUUUGCAAACAAUGGGCAAAACCGUAACACGGGCCAUUGUUCAAUACAAAAGACAUCAAUAUUCAUUGUUGUGUUUCCAAAUCCGAGGACCCCGAACAAAGAUAAAGUCGAGCCCCUGGU